AUGGACAGCCGACAGCGCACGCAGUCGCCCAUCGUGACGGGAUCGUCGGUGAUCGCGCUCAAGUACAAGGGCGGCGUGCUCAUGGCGGCCGACACGCUGGGCUCGUACGGCUCGCUGGCGCGCUUCACGGACCAGCGCCGCCUCACGGCCGUGCACAACACGACGCUGCUGGGCGCGGGCGGCGACUUCAGCGACUUCCAGUUCAUCAAGGACAAGAUGGACGAGCUGGAGGUCUACGACUUCAACCAGGACGAUGGCUGCGAUAUGACGGCGCCCGAGAUCUACCACUACCUGCAGCGCCUGCUCUACCACCGCCGCAACAAGUUCGACCCGCUCUGGAACACGGUCGUGGUGGGCGGCCUCAACCCGGAGACGGGCAAGCCCUUCCUGGGCCAGGUCACCAUGAUCGGCCUCGCCUUCGAGGGCGACUUCAUCGCCACGGGCUUCGGCCACCACCUGGGCAUGCCGCUGCUGCGCAAGCACUGGCGGCCCGACAUGGAGGAGGCCGAGGCGCGCAAGCUGCUGGAGGACUGCAUGCGCGUGUGCUUCUACCGCGACUGCCGCACGAUCAACCGCGUGCAGUUCGCCAAGGUGGCGGCCGACGGCGUCUCCAUCCCGGAGCCCGUCAAGAUGGACACCAAGUGGGACUACUCGAUGUUUGUCAAGCCCAAGUCGGACUUCGGCGCCUCGUGGUAA
Molecule: messenger RNA, 696 nt
Organism: Phytophthora sojae
Lineage: Eukaryota; Oomycota; Peronosporomycetes; Peronosporales; Peronosporaceae
Exons: 1
Coding region: 1-696 (231 amino acids)
Cellular component (GO): proteasome core complex
Source: RefSeq, a predicted model, not a curated record